Molecule: messenger RNA, 3600 nt
Organism: Prinia subflava (tawny-flanked prinia)
Lineage: Eukaryota; Metazoa; Chordata; Aves; Passeriformes; Cisticolidae
Gene: SYNC
Product: syncoilin, intermediate filament protein
Exons: 4
Coding region: 765-2384 (539 amino acids)
Cellular component (GO): intermediate filament
Source: RefSeq, a predicted model, not a curated record
AAUCAAAAGGGUGAGGGCAGAGCUGCUGUAGGACAGCCGGGAGUGUGGCCACGGCCACCACGGGGCUUUGCAGAGGGAAAUGUCACCUCCUCCAUCCCCAGAGCAGGGAGAAAGGGUGGCAGGGACCGGCUGCGGGCGGAAGAGGAAGCGGAGGCUGCGCUCUGCCAUUGCCGGGGUUUGUGGGGCGCAGAAAGGAGCCCGAGGUGUUGGUGUUUAAUCCAAUAAUAUCAUCAGUACCCGGGGAGUGCGGGACUGUGCCACAGCACCCGCACAAAUCCCAGUCCACCCUCGGGAUGAGGAAUUUGGGGACCACGAGCUGCGUCCUCUGGCAUUUCCCCUCCCACCACAGCCAAACCCCACAGCCCCGGGGGACCCCCCUGAGGCACCCCGGUAUCCCCAUCCAGGACCCCGGCGGGAUGGGGACCUGUGGAUCCAGGGAAGGAGUUUCAGUGGCUCGGGAAGGGGCCACAAAACAAAACUCGCCCAUAAAUCAGGGCUGGGAGCAGCCGGGGCGCGAUGGGCGCUGCCAGGGCUGCUCCUCGGGGAUGCGGGCUGGCUGCAGCCCGUCCCUGCGGCUGCCUCUGCCAGGGAUGCAGAGAGCCGGGCCCUCCCCGCCCUCCUCCUCCUCCUCCUCCUCCCCGGGGCGGAGGAAGGCAGCGCCCGCAGCUGGCACUGCAGGCGGCGGCCGGGGGAAGCGGCUGCUCCGGGGAAUCUGAUUUCCAGCCCUGUUUAUUAAUAACCCCUCUCCGCCCCAUGCUAAGCCCAUGUGCAGCGCAGAGCCGGCGGCGCUGGGCUCCGGGGGAGGAAGGGACCUGAUGGCACAGCCCGAGCCUCCUCCAGAGCUGCCGCUGGAUGAAGCCGGAGCAUCCCCAGCCCCACAAGGAGCUGCUCCUCACCCAGAGCAUCCUCACACCCCGCUGGAGCCAGCGGGGAGCGGAUCUAAACCCCUGCACAGGGACAGCCCAGGCUCCAGCCGGGAGCUGCAGGCUGCCAGCAGGGAUCCUGCCUUGGAGAAAAAGGCACCGGGGACCCGGGUGGGUGAGGAUGCAGCCGGGGCUGGGAUCCCCCUGGAUGUGGAUGUGGCAGGAAUCCCGCUGGACGUGGAUGCAGACGGGACAGGAAUCCCCCUGGACAUGGAUGCAGAUGGAGUAGAGCUUCCACUGGACGUGGAUGAAGGUGGGACAGGGAUCCCAGGGGAUGAGGAUGCAGCAGGAGCCCCUCUGGAUGUGGAUGAAGGUGGGACAGGGAUCCCGGAGGAUGAGGAUGGAGCAGGAGUCCCGCUGGACGUGGAUGAAGGUGGGACAGGGAUCCCGGAGGAUGAGGAUGCAGCAGGAGUCCCGCUGGACGUGGAUGAAGGUGGGACAGGCAUCCCACUGGCCAUGGACACAGACAGGGCAGGGAUCCCACUGGACAUGGACACGGAGGGAGCAGGCAGCCCUCUGGAUGCUGACGCCACAGAGCACCAGUGCCUGACCCUGGAGGAGCUGGGGAAUUAUUUCCAGGAGUGCAUUGAGAUCGUGGAGCAGCUGGAGAGGGAGCGGGACAGCCUGAUCGCCGAGCUGGCCCAGCUGCGGGAGCCAGCGCUGCAGGAGAUCCGCCAUGCCCACGAGGAGAUCCAGGCCGCCUGCAGGCUGCUGGCCAAGGUGGAGCUGGAGAGGGACAACCUGCGGGAUGAAAUCAGGCAGAUCAAGCAGAAACUCUUCAGGGUGACCAAGGAAUGCGUGGCCUGCCAGUACCAGCUGGAGAGCCGCCGGCACGACCUCUCCCAGCACGCCGCCUACCAGGGCGAGCUGGAGAGCCAGGCCGGGCAGCUCUCGGGGGAGCUGUCCCAGCUGAAGGAGACCUGCGAGAAGGAGAAGGAAGUCCUGAGGCAGCGCCUGGAGGCUCCUCCCUGCCGCCAGGACAACCUGUACCUGCAGGAGAGCCGCCGGCUCUCGGCUGAGUUCGAGAGCUUCGUGGCCGAGAGCCGGCGGGGGCUGGAGGAGCACUACGAGCCGCAGCUGCUGCGGCUGCUGGAGCGGCGCGAGGCCGGGGCCAAGGCGCUGCAGGAGAUGCAGGGGGAGAUCCAGGGCAUGAAGGAAGCCCUGAGGCCUUUGCAGGGUGAGGCCAGCCGGCUGAGGCUGCAGAACCGCAGCCUGGAGGAGCAGAUCGUGCUGGUCAAGCAGAAGAGGGAUGAGGAGGUCGGGCAGUACCGGGAGCAGGUGGAGGAGCUGGAGGACAGGCUGAAGGAGCUCAAGAACGGGGUCCAGCUCCAGCAGCGCAAGAACCAGGAGCUGGAGGAGCUCAGGACCAGCCUCCACCGGGAGCUCUCCAUCUACAAGAGCUGCUUAGAAAUCUACGGCCACCUCUGCAAAUCAGAGGAAAAAGCAGAGCAGGACUGUUAGGACCACAGAAUUUUCCUCUUUGUAGCAAAAAGCAGAGGACAGAGGAUUCAAGGGAUGCCUCCUCAUUCUGCUUUACUCCAGCAGCUGCCUGGAGCUGGGAAUUCCAAUCCUUCCCCUGGGUAUUGCUGCUGCUCCUGGAGUAAAACUGCUUUUCCCCAGAGGAGCAGAGCAAAUCAUCUUUAUACUGGACAAUGGAUAAGGAUGAGGAAGAACUGAGUGAUGUUUUGCCGUGUUUGGGAAAAUGUUGUCUUGUUCCAGAUUGUUUAAGCCUGCACAGAAAGUUCUGGGAGCUGUUGUUGGGGGGGGGUUUGACUUUUAAAGUUUACAUGCAAGAGAAGCUUUCUCCUUUGAAGAGGAUUUUCUUUUGUAUUUCAAGAGUUUCUGCUGUACUGGGACGUGCUCCACAGAAAGGAGGUGGUGGGGAAGAGGUUUCCACUUUAUAUCGAGUCUCACACUGAAAAUAAAAGGUCAGAGUUUAAGGAGCCUUUUCACUCUCAGAGCUGCGUCUCAAAAAGCCCAAAUUCGUCUGCCAAACCGAGGUGUUUGUAUCAAAUUCGUGCUCCAGGAUAACAAAAAAACAAUUGUGGAAAGGGCUGAAGGCAGAGUUAAGAUGCAGACAGCAGCAGGGCUGGAGGGGAAGAACAAUUCAGUCAUUUGUGGCUGCUCAGGGGUUCAAGUGCUCAUUAAUUUAUUUCACAACGCUGCAGAAAUGAGAGGGGCAGAAAUAACAAUUUGAUGCCUUAAAAAUUAAAAAAUAUCUCUGCCAGCACCCAACCACACAGGCAGAGACCACAUUCAAACACCCUCAACAGAGCAGCAAAGGCAGAAACAGCACAGAACUCCCCAGAGUUGGCAGUUUACGUAGAAAAACUUUAUUCCAACUGAAGGACUUACACGCAAUUAGUCAUGAGGAGAUGGAGAGUAACAGGCUGCUGGUGGCACUGGGCACCCGAGUGGAAGACGAGCAGGACCUUGUGGUCAAGGACUAAACUCCCAAAAAAAAGUGAUUUAUCCACAUUUUUCCUUUGUUUUCCACCAGCUGCCAAGGCUGUUGAGGGCACCGGGGUCAUCCGUUGGUACAAACAAACACCUUUUACAACUUGAGGGCUCCCCCAAGUUUUAAAAAACCAUUUCACAGAAAGGAAAGAAACAUUAUGUGAAAACACAGCUUGAGAAACACACAACAGAGCAAAAAAAACAUGGGAGGUGAGGGAGG